CCCCUCGCCAUGAAGCGGCAGAACCUGCGCACGGCCGCGCUCAUCCUCUGCAUCUUCUCCUACCUGCUGGUGGGCGCCGCCGUCUUCGAUGCGCUGGAGUCGGAGGCGGAGAGCGGCCGCAAGCGGCUGCUGGAGCAGAAGCGCGGGGAGCUGCGGAGGAAGUACCGCUUCUCUGCCGACGACUACCGGGAGCUGGAGCGGCUGGUGCUGCAGGCCGAGCCCCACCGCGCCGGCCGGCAGUGGAAGUUCGCCGGCUCUUUCUACUUCGCCAUCACGGUCAUCACCACCAUCGGCUAUGGACACGCUGCCCCAGGCACAGAUGCUGGCAAAGUUUUCUGCAUGUUCUAUGCCAUCCUGGGCAUCCCUCUGACACUGGUCAUGUUCCAGAGCCUGGGGGAGCGCAUGAACACCGUUGUGCGGCUGCUGCUGAAGAAGAUCAAGAAGUGUCUGGGCAUGAGGACAACGAAUGUCUCCAUGGAGAAUAUGGUCCUAGUUGGCUUCCUGUCCUGCAUGGGCACCCUGUGCAUUGGCGCAGCGGCCUUCUCUUAUUUUGAGGGCUGGACUUUCUUUCAUGCCUAUUACUACUGCUUCAUAACCUUGACCACUAUCGGCUUUGGAGACUUUGUGGCUCUGCAAAAGAACGAAGCUUUGCAAAAGAAGCCCCCGUACGUGGCUUUCAGUUUCAUGUACAUCCUGGUGGGCCUGACAGUCAUCGGCGCCUUCCUCAACCUGGUGGUGCUGCGGUUCCUGACCAUGAACUCCGAGGAUGAGCGGCGGGAUGCUGAGGAGAGAGCCUCGCUGAGGAGAGCCCACAACAACAUCCACCUCAAGGAGAAGGAGGACAGCCGGAGCAGCAAUGCCAUUUUUCUCCCUGCGGAGGACAGGACGAGCCAGAUGAACCUCAUCCCGCUGAUUCGGGAGGACGCGGAGAGGCAGCGGCGCCACUUGGCCAACUCAGCAGCCACGGUCCCCUCCUUCUGCACCUGCCUGUGCUACAGACCUCAGCUCUGUGGCAGCCCCGUGCCCUCCCACCCCGAGGCCCUGGGCUGCCACACCAACCCUGUCUAUUACAACUCCAUUUCCUACAAAAUCGAUGAGGUCUCCCUGAGCACGCGGGGUCAGACCGGCUCUUCCCCGGGCAGCACUUCAUCAUCCAACAGCCCUGGCUGCCGGCAGCACCCCCGGCUGCGGAGGAAAUCCAUCUAGGAGCACGUGCUGAGCUGUACUGGGUGCUUGGCUCUUGCUCUGAUGAUAAAUUAAGAAGUGAGAUGUCAUGCCCUUCUUAACGCUCUCCUUUUCUUCUCUUCCCCUCUCCUUUCAGCUGGCAGCCA
Messenger RNA from Calypte anna (Anna's hummingbird), 1331 nucleotides. It is a transcript of the gene KCNK15, whose product is annotated as potassium two pore domain channel subfamily K member 15. The transcript has 2 exons. NCBI's taxonomy places the organism in Eukaryota, Metazoa, Chordata, Aves, Apodiformes, Trochilidae. The coding region runs from base 10 to 1206 and encodes 398 amino acids. Gene Ontology annotation, biological process: potassium ion transmembrane transport; stabilization of membrane potential. Gene Ontology annotation, molecular function: potassium ion leak channel activity. Gene Ontology annotation, cellular component: membrane. The record is from RefSeq and is a predicted model, not a curated record.